AGAACGGUUGCCGCGCGAUUGGGCUCUCAUUUCUUAUCUUAAAGAAGAAAAAGGCGGGCUCCAUCUAGAUCGUUGCAACUUUCCAACGCUUCAUAUCCCACCGGCCUCUAUCUUUCAGGCGUAGACCACGAGCAGAUAAGGCUCUCUCUCUCUCAACAGCUCCCCAUCUUCUCUUCCACUUCCUUCACAUGGUCUCUCUUCUCUCUAACUCCACGGCAUUCUGCCUCUCAAAAUCCCCUCUUUUACCACUCCUCCAACAUGUCCCGCGAUCCACCCCCAGAUUCCCUUCUCCGCGGUUCCACCCACCCUCUUCUAUAAAUGCCUCUGCCAUGGACUUCUCCUCCAAUUCCCAACCUCAGCAGCAGCCGCUCAGGACCCUAUUUCCUGGUGGAUUCAAGCGGCCCGAAAUCAAGGUCCCGACUCUCGUGCUUCAGCUGGACUGCGAAGAGGUCCUCAGGAGGGAUGAUGUACUGGAUUCCAUCAAUGUUGCUAUCUCCAAGUGGGCUGGGAUCGUCGUGCUCGGCUGCAGGGAGGAAAGCGGCGGUGGACAGUUAUAUGAGGCGGCAUGUGUGUUGAAGUCCGUGAUCAGGGACCGGGCAUACCUUCUUGUUGUGGAGCGCGUUGAUAUUGCUGCUGCAGUUGGUGCCAGUGGCGUCGUUCUCUCGGAUAAAGGUCUUCCUACCAUUGUUGCAAGAAAUAUGAUGAUGGAGUCCAAAUCUGACUCUGUUAUUCUCCCUUUAGUAGCAAGAAUUGUGCAGACUGCAAACUCUGCUCUUAAUGCAUCUAGUUCCGAAGGUGCUGAUUUUCUAAUAUUAGGUAUUGAUCGAGAAAAGCAUGCUGAGGCAUUGGUGAGCUCUGUAUGUCAGCACGUAAAGGUACCAGUCUUCACCAUGACUGACUUGAUAGAAGAGGGCGUGCCUUCCGCUCUGGCAUCAAAAUUGCUCCAAUCAGGUGCAAGUGGGAUGGUUGUAUGCUUGAAAGAUAUAAAGCUGUUAACUGAUGAUAUUCUGAGCAAGAUGUUUUCUAUUGUAUAUGCCAUGAAUAGAAGAACACAAGAUGAGUUUCAAAGCUCCAAUGAAAGUGGCAUAAUGGAUGUGGAGAGAGGACUUAAUGGGAAAAGGGGGAUGGCCGGAUUUACGCAAGUUGAGGAUAAAGAAAAACAAUUCAUAGAAGCCGAAAGGCUGGUUUUACGUGAAGCAAUUUCUGUUAUCUGUAAAGCUGCACCACAGAUGGAGGAAGUAUCACUUCUUGUGGAUGCAGUUUCCCGACUCGAUGACCCUUUUUUGCUGGUUAUAGUGGGUGAAUUUAAUUCUGGUAAGUCUACUGUUAUCAAUGCCCUCCUUGGAAGAAGAUACCUCAAAGAAGGAGUUAUUCCGACAACCAAUGAGAUCACUUUCUUAUGCUAUUCUGAGAUGGAUUCUAGUGAGCAACAGCGCUGUGAGAGACAUCCAGAUGGUCAAUUUAUAUGCUACUUACCUGCACCAAUUCUUAAAGAAAUGAAUCUUGUUGAUACACCGGGAACAAAUGUUAUUCUUCAAAGGCAGCAGCGCCUUACUGAAGAGUUUGUGCCCCGUGCAGAUUUGGUCCUUUUUGUUAUUUCAGCAGAUCGACCAUUAACUGAAAGUGAGGUUGCUUUUCUUCGUUAUAUUCAGCAGUGGAAGAAGAAAGUCGUAUUUGUUUUGAAUAAGUCUGAUCUUUAUCAGAAUAUCAGUGAGCUUGAGGAAGCCAUUGCAUUCAUUAAAGAGAAUACACGGAAGUUGCUGAAUACAGAACAUGUCACAUUGUACCCAGUAUCUGCACGAUCUGCUCUUGAGGCAAAACUUUCAGCUUCAUUAGAUGUUGGAAAAGAUUAUGCAGAAGUUUUAUCAAAUGAUCCUCGUUGGAAGAGUAGUAGCUUUUGUGAACUUGAAAAUUUUUUGUUUAGCUUUUUAGAUGGAUCCACAGAUACAGGCAUUGAAAGAAUGAGGCUUAAGCUUGAAACACCAAUUGGAAUCGCAGACCGACUACUCACUGCUUGUGAAUCAUUCGUGAAGCAAGAAUGUGAAUUUGCAACUCAAGAUUUAAUGUCAGUUGCGGAAAUAAUUGGCAGUGUGAAAGAGUUUUCUCUUAAGAUGGAAAGCGAGAGCAUUUCUUGGAGGAAACGGACCUUGUCACUGAUUGAGACAACAAAAGCCCGUGCAGUGAAGCUUACAGAAUCUACUCUUCAAUUGUCAAAUCUUGACCUUGUUGCCUCAUACUUCAUCAUAGCGGAGAAAACCAGUUCAAUGCCUGCUACCUCAAAUGUUCAAAAUGAAAUUAUUGGUCCUGCACUUUUGGAUGCAGAAAGAUUACUUGGGGAAUAUUUAACAUGGUUACAAUCUAGCAAUGCACGUGAAGGGAGGCGUUACAAGGAAUCUUUUGAAAAACGAUGGCCUGCAGUUGUAAAGCCACAAGACUCGACACCUUCAGAAAGUUAUGAAUUGAUGACAAAGAAAGAGGACAUUAGCUUGCAAAUAAUAGAGAACUUCAGUCCUAGUGCUGCUGCAAAACUUCUUGAUCAAGAACUACGUGAAGUGGUUUUUGGAACUUUUGGAGGACUUGGGGCUGCAGGUUUGUCUGCUUCGCUUCUAACAUCUGUGCUACCGACCACGUUGGAGGAUCUUCUUGCUCUAGGCUUUUGUUCUGCUGGCGGAGAGCUGACAAUCACAUUAUCUUUGAGUAGUUUACUGGCGAUUUCAAGUUUCCCGAACCGUCGAAAAGAGGUGACAGAUAAGGUGAAGAGGGCAGCAGAUGCUUUGGCGCGCCAACUUGAGGAAGCCAUGCUCAAGGAUCUCUCACAGGCUCUAGGGAACCUUGAACGAUGGGUCAAGUUCAUCGGAAGGCCUUACCAGGAUGCAGCUCAACAUUCACUCGACCGUAUGCUGGGAAUUCAAGAGGAGUUAUCAAACAUAGGAAAAAAAUUGCAAAGGCUACAAAUAGAAAUCCAAAACCUUCAUGUUCGUUGAGAUUUUCAUUCAACAAAAGUCAUUGAGAGAAUCCUCCUCAUCUACCUGCCUUAUAUCGUUUGUUGUCUUUAUCUACUAAGUACAAAUGCAUUCUUUUGUGAGUGUUCUGUACCCAUUUGUGUAGUUUAGGCCAUGGUAGAGGAAUAAAUGGAGGAUGCUAGCUGUCCUGGCAUUUUUAUUGUAAUAAGAAAAUAUAUAAAAUGUAUCAUUCUCUUUUUGGUAGUAAGUGCCAAACUUGAUCCAGCGGAGCCAUAGCUGUUGACAGGAUGUGUUGUAGUGAAUAUUGAAUGGAAGCACUUGAUAUUGUUUGAAUGAAUAAUUACAUUCAGCAUUUCUGUU
Molecule: messenger RNA, 3323 nt
Organism: Magnolia sinica
Lineage: Eukaryota; Viridiplantae; Streptophyta; Magnoliopsida; Magnoliales; Magnoliaceae
Product: probable transmembrane GTPase FZO-like, chloroplastic
Exons: 11
Coding region: 189-2984 (931 amino acids)
Biological process (GO): thylakoid membrane organization
Cellular component (GO): chloroplast membrane
Molecular function (GO): GTP binding
Source: RefSeq, a predicted model, not a curated record